This is a messenger RNA of Nasonia vitripennis (jewel wasp), 3399 nucleotides long. It is a transcript of the gene Lfg, whose product is annotated as protein lifeguard 1. The record is from RefSeq and is a predicted model, not a curated record. Bases 234 to 1172 code for a protein of 312 amino acids. The transcript is spliced from 6 exons. Gene Ontology annotation, cellular component: membrane. Lineage: Eukaryota; Metazoa; Arthropoda; Insecta; Hymenoptera; Pteromalidae.
CAGACAGUUUCACCGCUCAGUAACGUAUCGUCCACCGCUCGACGAAGACGUAAUUAUCGCUCGCGCGAAAAACACCUGAUACACAUUUUUUACCCGUGGAUUGUUCGACCGUACAAGUACAGCACAACGUCGUUCUCGUGAUCCAAGUGAUUGGAAGUUUUAGUGGUAAGCAGAGUAUCGUCGAAGAGGAGUGUGCUCGAAGAAGAAGGAGCAGAGACACGAGCUAGAGAAAGAUGACUACCUGGCAGAACAAUCCUGGUGGAGGUUACUACCCUGGCCAACAAGGGUAUCCAGGCUACCCAGGAGGAAAUCCAGGUUAUCCAGGAGGUGAACAGGGCUAUCCAGGAGGAAAUCCAGGCUAUCCUCAACCCGGUUUUCAACCACCACCUUACCCAGGUGCACCGCCACCAGCUCCAGGCUUUGUACCACCACCAAUACACGCACCACCACCAGGCAUGUAUGGAACAAAUUACAACGAAGAGGAUGGGGAGGUCAAGGGGUUCAGCUUUAAUGAUACCACAAUACGACAAGCAUUUAUAAGAAAAGUGUAUUCAAUAUUGCUGCUGCAACUGCUGAUCACUUUUGGAGUUGUUGCAUUAUUUACUUUUAGUCAUAAUGCAAAGGAAUUUGCAGCUAAGAAUGUAUCUGUCAUGUACAUAUGUAUGGCUAUUACAUUUGGCUUGCUCAUAGCCAUGGCAUGUUGCACCAGUGUGCGUCGCAAGGCUCCCAUGAACUUCAUCUUUCUAUUUAUUUUUACUCUUGCUGAAAGUGUUAUGCUAGGUUUCGUUUCUAGCCAACAUGACGAGGGCUCUGUUAUACUUGCAGUUGGAAUUACAGCUUUUAUUUGCUUUGCUUUGACUUUGUUUUCAUUCCAAACUAAAAUCGAUUUCACUGGAGCUGGAACGUACCUUUUCAUUGCCGCCUUAUGCCUUAUGCUUUUCGGUUUCAUUGCAAUUUUCUGGCACGGCAGGACUGUAAUUCUAGUCUACAGUUGCCUUGGAGCCCUUCUCUUUUCGUUUUAUCUGGUAUAUGAUACACAACUGAUGCUGGGUGGCAAGCACAAGUAUUCAUUGUCUCCUGAAGAGUACAUCUUUGCUGCACUUAACCUGUACCUAGACAUCGUCAACAUCUUUAUUUACAUCUUAAGCAUCAUCGGCGCUUCCCGAGAUUAAGUAGAUUCACCUGAUAAUUGGGGAGACAAAUUCAAGAUUGAGAAUCGACAGAUCAAGCAACUCGUGUAGUAAAGGUGUGUCGAAUAUGUCGUCAAGUGUCCUGGUUAGAAAACUUUAUCAAUUAACUAUUCAAGGGAUAUUUGUUACCGCAAACAUUUUUUUUGACGAUUAGUAUGAUCUAAUAAUUUAUAUCCAACUUUUUGCUAUAUUUUUCAAUAUCUCUGCUAUAAGUAAUAAGCGAUAAAAUACUAAUAUUCAUCUUAUUUUAUUUAAUGUUUUCAUAGUUGUAUGUGAAAACAUUGAAUUUUUUUGAAUAUUUCUCGUUUUUACAUCAAUUAAUCCAAACAUCGUUUUUUUUUAAGUUUUCAUUUAACAUCUAAUACGUUUUCUUUCUUUUAGUAACGAACGUUACAUUAAAAUAUCAAAAUACACCAAAAAAAUUAAUAAGUUACAUUAGUUUAGGUUUUCAUUUAGAUUUUGAUGAAUUAUUUAUAAAAUGAUUCUAAGGUGGCAUAAAAGUUGUUGAUAAUUUACAAAUUUAUACUAUUCUUAUUAUUUAUAAACCUAUAUUAUUUAAUUUCUAACCAGGCUUUAGGUUGAUAGUGGAACCCAUUUCGAUUCGUUUUUUAGGCACUUUCAAAUGAAUUUGUCAAAGUAUUUGAUCAUUAUUAAAAUAGUAAUUGAAACCAGAUAAAUAAUUUUCAAGUGGGCAAUAAAUAUGGAUAAAAAAAUUAAGGUAAAAUUUAAUUAAUUAAUGAUGAUUAAUUUUAAUAGUAUUUUAGAAAAGUUCUGAAAGUGUACUGCUUGUUGCAAACUGAACUGAUAAUAAUUAACAAAUCAUUUAAAAUAAAAGACGAAAAUUGUUUGUGCCUAUACAGAAUCGUUGACAUUAAUGCUUGGAAAUUGCAUAACUACAUGAUCGCUUUUGUCUAUUAUUCCAAAAACGUAGCUUUAUGUACUAUUGAGUAUGAAAACUAAUCUAAAGUUGUAUGAUAUACGUUCAAAUGAAUGUUAUAAGCGUGAUUAUCAUUCCUAGCAGAAAAAUCGUAACUAUUAGUGUUCCUAUUACAUAUUGUACAUCCUUGUUUACUUUUCUUGUUUACCAUAAUUUGUUAAUACAUGCAUUGCUACAUGUUUCAUUAAUAUUUCAUAAUAUAUACAAAUAUACUAUGUAGUGUAUUUAUAUAUGACACAUGUGAUUAUUAACAUGUGAAGUAUUUUAUUCACAUAUAUUGAUACUUAUUGUAUAUUGUAUAUUUAACGAUUUCAGACACGUUUAUAUACUGUAUGUGACUAUCAAAUCUGUUCUGGCAUAAUAAUAUAAGUAUAUUUAUUUUUUUUUUCUCAUAUUUGACACGAUUUAAUAAUUAUUUUAUUUAAUAAAAACCACAUUGUGUAAUUUUUUUGUCACCGGCGAUUCCUUUUUAUAGUGUAAAAUACAAUGUUAUUUGUAUCAUAGAAUCUAUAUAUAAAUAUAUUUUGUAUUACAAUCAAAAUGAGCUGUAGUUUGAAAAAAAAACGUGUAAUUUUCACUCUGAACUUGAUUAUAUUAUAUAAUAUAUAUUAUACGUAAAACAUACUAUCUUUCGUUACUUUGAAAAAAUAUCCCUAUGAUGUUGAAGUAAUAAUCUCAUAGCACGAUAUCUUUACAAUGUAAUAAUUGGUAUUUAUUAAUUCAAAAUGUGAAAAAUAACGAAAUAAUUUCCAAAGUAACGAAAGGUCUUAUUGGUUUAAAAAAUAUGGUGAUAAGAAUAAAGAACCAGUAUUUGAAUAAAAAAUAAACGAUACACCAGAUUUCUGAAAUUUCACUUUAUUAUGCACGUUGAAAAACAGGCGCGAGCGAAGGCUCAAUUUUUAAAAAAAUAUUCAUCAAUCGAUCCGUCCUUCCAGCGAAGGAUCGCACCUUAUCGAGUGCAUUGUGGUAUUGCAAAUUGUCAAUAAUACAAAAUACAAAUUAUAUUAAUGUAAAAAAGGCUUGAGCUUCACCUUUGUCGACAAUUGACGCUGUCCACACCAACGAUUUUUAUUGCUUCGCGUCGCGUACUGUAUCGCGUAAAAAAAUAUAUAUAAAAGACAGAUUUUACGAAUAAAUAAGUAAAUAAAUAAAUUAUACAGAUACGCCUUGACGCGUUUUAUAAGCGAACGGGUUUGCGCAGAAGUUGGUGUAUAGAUGAAGACUGUUUACCGUUAAUUUUCAGUAAUAAAACGCCUUUGUUGAGAAAAGAAA